This is a messenger RNA of Salvelinus namaycush (lake trout), 3399 nucleotides long. Its product is annotated as probable G-protein coupled receptor 158. Bases 1 to 3399 code for a protein of 1132 amino acids. Gene Ontology annotation, molecular function: G protein-coupled receptor activity. The transcript has 13 exons. NCBI's taxonomy places the organism in Eukaryota, Metazoa, Chordata, Actinopteri, Salmoniformes, Salmonidae. The record is from RefSeq and is a predicted model, not a curated record. Gene Ontology annotation, cellular component: membrane. Gene Ontology annotation, biological process: G protein-coupled receptor signaling pathway.
AUGGGCCCUGUCUGGCUCCUCCUGUUGCUGCUCACGCCCCUCCUUUCAGCACAGGUUAGCAUAGUUUCUGAAUUGGGGACUACAGCCGAGUCAGAGGACCCAACGUCGUCCGUUGUGAGCGCUACAGGGGAGUCGGGCACCCCCUACAGCCCCGAUCCCUCAGGGUCGGUCACGACCCCCUCGGAAGCCCCAGAGGAGGACUGGACGCCGGCAGAGGUCUUUCUCUACAGCGGGGACUACUCCGUCUUGGAGAUAGUGGAGUGUGACCGGGCGUACAGUCUCACGGGUCAGAACGGCCCCCUGCCGCGGGGGUUCUAUGUCCCCCUCCGACCGUCCAUGGACGCCCUGGCCAACACGGCCAACUUCCUCAACAUGAUCUUCCAGGCCAGCGACCUGCGGGAGAGCAGUGUGCGAGAGGACAUGGAGUGGUACCACGCCAUGGUGCGCGCCCUUCUGGAGGCCGACCCCCUCAUCCGGCAGGCCCUCCUCACCUUUGAUGCCGACCCAGCCUCCACCGCCCCCCAGCUCGUGCUCCGCGCCUCCCGGAACCCUGCCCCCCCCAGGUACCAGAGCAUCCUCCUCCAGGACCUCUCUAGCCAAUGGGAAAGUCUGCACCUCCCGGCCCCCGCACCCGACGACACCUGGUUCAGCAGUUUCAAGUUUCCCGCCUCCUCAAACCAGCCCACCUCGACCCUAUCUAAAAGAGUCCUCCUCAAUGACCUCAGCACCCUGGACACGCCCAAAUGGGGGCGGGGCGAUAGCUACGUGACCAAUCGCAGCGGGGUGCGCUGGGCCAAUGGGCCAUUCCUAGAGUGUGAGGACGGCCGGUUCCUGCCGGGCUGGCUGCUCACCCUAUCCACUUCCUUCUACGGCCUGAAGCCCGACCUCAGCCCUGAGUUCAGGGGUGUAAUCCGUGUGGAUGUAAACGUACAGGGCUUUGAUGUGAACCAGUGUGCCACGGGGGACGCUUGGUUUGCCAACACACACCAGUGCAACCGCACCACCAUGGAGUGUGAGCCAAUCACAGGCCAGGGAUUCAGAUUGGGCCAGUACUGCUGUCGCUGCAAAGAGGGAUACUACAGCCCCCCAAUGGAUGAAGGUGGUGCCCUGAACAACAGCGGUGGGGAGGGGGGUGGCGUGUGUUACCCGGCCCUGCCCAUCUGUCUCCCCUGUUGGCCGGGCUGCAGGCGCUGCGAGGACGGCACCCCCUGUUGGGUAAAGGAGGACUGGUUCCUCAGAGCCGGGGUGCUGGCCGUCCAGGGCUUCUUCAUGCUGCUGGUGUUCAUCAGCAUGCUGGUGGCCUACCAGUUCAGAUGCAGCAGGAGGAUCCGGGCAUCGGGUCUCCUGCUUUUGGAGACCAUCCUGUUUGGCUCUCUGCUCCUGUACUUCCCGGUAUUCAUCCUGUACUUCAAGCCCAGCACCUUCCGAUGCAUCCUGCUUCGCUGGGUGCGACUUCUGGGCUUUGCCAUAGUCUAUGGAACGGUAACACUGAAGAUAUAUAGGGUUCUCAAGGUGUUCCUGUCGCGCACAGCCCAGAGAGUGCCCUACAUGUCCAGCAUACACCUGCUGAGGUUGCUGGGAGUCAUGGUUGUGACCGUCAGCUGGUUCCUGUGUGCGUGGACCGCGGGCGUUCUACAGAACCGUGACCGUAACGUUCCGUUACUGAUCAUAUCGACCACGUCGGAUGGUCAGGGCUUCAGCCUCUGUGACCUAGACCGCUGGGACUACAUGAUGGCCGUGGCCGAGCUGAUGUUUCUGUGCUGGGGCAGUUUACUGUGCAGUGCUGUGAAGCCAGUGCCCUCAGCCUUCCACGAGCCUCGCUACAUAGGUAUCGCCAUACACAACGAGCUGCUGCUAUCCUCCAUGUUCCACCUGCUACGGUUUGUCAUGCCCUCUCUGCAUCCUGACUGGAUGCUGUUGCUGUUCUUCACCCAUACGCAUGUCACUAUCACCGUGACACUUGCCCUGCUCUUCAUACCCAAGUUCCUCCAUGUGUCGAGGGCGGGGAGAGAGGAGAUUGCAGAGGAAGUGUAUGAGGAUGAGGUGGACUUGCGGCGAUCCGGCUCGUACCUCAACAGCAGUUUUACCUCAGCAGUUUGGAGUGACCACAGCUUGGACCCCGAUGACAUUCGGGAUGAGCUGAAGAAAUUGUAUGGUCAAUUGGAGGUCCACAAGACCAAGAAGAUGACAGCAAACAACCCCCACCUGCAGAAGAAGCGCAUCUCUCGGCGCGGGCUGGGCCGGUCCAUCAUAAAGCGUAUCACUGAGAUCCCAGAGUCCAUGAGCCGACAGUGCAGCCGUGAUGGCAAAGAGGUCAACCUGGGCAGCAGGGAUGUUACGCACUCCGAGUCCUUAAAGCAGCCUUCACCAGUGCUGCGUAAAUCUCAAAGUGACUAUGACUAUGUAACCGAUAAAGACCCCUCCUUGCACAACACCAUGUUAAGGGCGAACCUAGCUAAGAGAUGCUCACAGCGCUCUGAGACAGACUCGCUGGAUAUCGCACCAUUGGUCUGUAAGUCGGCCAGUGCCCAAAACCUUACAGUCGAUAACAAUCUCUUGUUUCCUGGACCUACCAAGCUACACAAGUCACUGAGUUUAGCGUCCAGUAAAGCCCACAGUCUGGAAGACACCUACCGGGUUGGAAGAAAUACCCCAGGCGAGCAAGGGCAGUCCCAACAGGAUAUCGCUAUCAAGGACCAGACCUCAAGUGCCCUUGUGCAAUCCCAGUCUUAUGACAAGGCCGAAGUGUGUCCCUGGGAGUUGGCGGAGGAACGCCCUGCCAAUAAGAACCAGCCACACGUUACCUUUGCUCCCUCUGAGGAAGAACCACAGAGCCCAGAGAGUAUAUCAUCACCAAUACUGAAACAUAUUUGCCCCUGGGACCAUUUACCUGUUCCUACCCCAGCAGAAAGUCCUGCUGGGGAUUCACAAGGCGGAGAGGCAGAAUGCGAGUCCCCGAGACCCCAGGCUCCCAUCUCCACUAGUGUACCUGGGUCCCCAAAGGCCGCAAAGGACAUGCGGGCCUUCUCCUUCCGCACUUCCACCCAGAAAUGGCUCUCUGUGAAAUCUUUCGUAGGAUCUGUGGAUGCAAGCAUCAAGGAAAAAUCCAAAAAGGAGACAGCAGGAGAUACGGGUGACGCUGCAGAAUCUGCAGCCGGCAGCACGCAGGGGGCAGAGGCGACCAAAGCUAACGUGCCCCUGGCUCGGCGUGAUGCUAUGUGCCCUUGGGAGAUGGAAGGGACCAAACCACCAUCAUCCCCCUCAUCCAUCACAGAACACGACAAUAACUCUGACAUUUUUACAUGGGAUCCUGAAAACAUUCCUGAAGAGGAAGAGGAGGAAGACGAUGCCGAUGCCGAAAGUGCUGCAGAAGCCUUCGUCUUCCCAUCCGACUUGUAA